Molecule: messenger RNA, 1903 nt
Organism: Cicer arietinum (chickpea)
Lineage: Eukaryota; Viridiplantae; Streptophyta; Magnoliopsida; Fabales; Fabaceae
Product: 3-oxo-Delta(4,5)-steroid 5-beta-reductase-like
Source: RefSeq, a predicted model, not a curated record
CUUUUGAGGAUGAUAUUUGAUUGCUGUAUUUGGAAUUUAGGAGUAUUAUUAUUAUGUUCUUAAAGAGUUGAAAAUUGGUUUUGCCCUUGUGUCUAGUUGCAGAUUAGGGUACAUCUGAUCAUGUUACCUUCAACUAUGUAGUUGCACAUAAUUUGAUAACGAGGGAGUAAUUCAAGAGGCAGAAUGAUAGAUCGCCUACUAGGUUGGGACCACGACGCUGGAUUUGGUUUUAGACCACAAGCUAUUAAUUAGAGGCAGAAAGACCACCGACACCACUUCCUAUUGAAGUUACGUUCCUACCACCACAUCGUGUUAUCCGUUUCAAGAAAAAUCAGCCGAAGUUCAUGUAGAGAAAAGGCUAAAUUACAUUCGCGUCCCUUGACUUAAUUUCAGAGUAGAUAACUACGACACGACAUAAACCAUGAAAAUGUUGAAUUGUUAGAUAAAUCUACAAAUUGAAAGAAGCAACCUUACCCUCAAGAAACCAUUAUUUUCCAAUUACUCUUCAUUUCUCAAUCUCAGCAAACAUGAGCUGGUGGUGGUCCGGAGCAAUUGGCGCUGCCAAGAAGAAAUUGGAAGAAGAUGAAGCACCGCGAAUCUACCACAGCGUCGGAUUAAUAGUCGGCGUCACAGGUAUCGUCGGCAACAGCCUCGCCGAAAUUCUACCUCUCCCCGACACACCAGGCGGCCGAUGGAAAGUCUACGGCGUCGCACGGCGACCGCGACCUUCCUGGAACGCCGAUCACCCCAUCGAAUACAUCCAAUGCGACAUCACAGAUCCAAACGAAACCCAAUCCAAACUCUCCGUUCUCACUGACGUCACACACAUUUUCUACGUCUCUUGGACCAAACGUCCCACCGAAGCAGAAAACUGCGAAGUUAACGGCGCAAUGUUACGGAACGUCCUCCGCGCCGUUAUCCCAAACGCUCCGAAUCUCCGCCACGUUUCGCUUCAAACAGGAGGCAAGCACUAUGUAGGACCGUUCGAUUUGAUUGGCAAGGUUAAUAGCCACGAGCCGCCGUUCACGGAAGAUCUACCGCGUUUGGAUGCACCGAAUUUCUAUUACACACAGGAAGAUAUUUUGUUCGAAGAAACUGGAAAAAAAGAGGGUUUGAAAUGGUCUAUUCACAGACCCGAAGUUAUCUUUGGAUUUUCACCUUAUAGUUCGAUGAAUAUUAUUGGAUCUCUUUGUGUUUACGCUGCAAUUUGCAAGCACGAAGGUGUUCCGUUGAGAUUUCCUGGUACAAAGGAAGUGUGGGAGGAUUAUUAUGUUGUUUCUGAUGCUGAUUUGAUUGCGGAGCAACAUAUUUGGGCUGCGGUGGAUCCUUAUGCGAAGAAUGAAGCUUUUAAUUGUAGCAAUGGUGAUGUUUUUAGGUGGAAGCAAUUGUGGAAGGUUUUGGCGGAACAGUUUGGGAUUGAAGAGUAUGGAUAUGAGGAGGGUCCUCGUUUGAAGUUGUCUGAAUUGAUGAAGGAUAAAGGUCCUGUUUGGGAUGAGAUUGUGAAAUUGAAUAAGCUGGAAGCUACCAACAUUGAUGAGGUUGGUAAUUGGUGGUUUGCGGAUUUUACGUUUGGUGGGAUACGUAUUGUUGAUAGUAUGAAUAAGGCGAAAGAGCAUGGUUUUUUCGGAUUUAGGAACACUAAAAAUUCUCUUAUUACUUGGAUAGAUAGGACCAGGGCUUUUAAGAUUGUUCCUUGAGUAAUGUCUGUUCUCUGUCCUGUUUUUUGCUGCACUAUCAAUAAUGUUGUACUGGGAGAGAUGAGUUUUCUGUUUUUGUAGAUCAAUUUAGACAUUAUAUGCUUUCGACCUUAAAAAUGAAGUUCUCUAUGAAGAUGGUUGUUACUUCAUUCUCUCAUAAGUUGAAACACGACUAACAGAAUGAAGUGAAAAGUUGGUUCCAUUUA